CGUGGCAGCAGCCUGGCUAAAAGACCACUGUUUUUCCGGGCAUAAAAUCAUUUGGGUUCUCUAAAAGUCGUAAGAAUUGAACUGCAGUUUCAAAAAGUGUUGUCAAUAAGCCAAAGAAAAAUAGGACCUACCAGUGAUGUGUGUUAAAUAAAAUCUUUAAAAAAUAAAACUAUCAAAAACUGUUGAAUGAAAAAUAAGAAAACUUUGUUUAUGUGGCGCCACACUUGAUGGCUUUGACAUUGGCGCCACAUUUGCAUCCGGGCAGGUGUAAAUAUUCAUUUCUGUAGCUGGCAAAGUUGUUGCUGCCUGCUUUUAGCAUAAUUAAGCGCUUCGGGCGGGUCUGAGCCCGGCCAAAGGACCAAAAAGGAGCGAAGGACAGCAGCAAAAAAAAAAAAAAAAAUUAUAUAAACUUGGCUGGAGCCUUGGAACUUUGAAGAGCAGCCGCCAAAGCCGAAGCAGCUUUAAGGUCCUGAAGGCGAACUGCAUGGCUCUUCUGGCCAUCAACAACCUAAUGUGGAUCACGGCUGAGCGAUGAGGCAACGGACACUGGCCACCACCGCAGCAUGUCCUUGUCUGAACGGAACACACCCAGCCAUGGGCAGGGAACGGGAUCAGGAGGCGGGACAGGGACGGGGACAGGCACGGGAACAGGCACGGGUACAGGAGGAACCACACACCGCCAACGACCGCCGGACGUGGAGGAGGCCCUCUCCUCAAUGCUGUGGACGCCCUACGAGCGUACUCCCCUGCCCAGUUCGGAGGAGGAGGCCGAGGAGGAAGAAGACGAUGACGAGCGACUCAAUAGGAAGCUACGAAAGUCGCACAGCAGCUACGAGGCCUCGUCCUUGGCCCCGGGCCUGGCGUUGAGCCACCAUCUAUCCCACCAAGGAGCACUACCCCAGCACCACCUACCCCUAUUCGGACACCACCACCACCAGCAGCAGGACCUGCUCCUGGCCCUGCCUCCGUGCCCCGUGCCUUCGUUUCCCCCGUUUAGUUUAAGGGCCUUCGAUGAGGCCAUCGCCAGCUUCGAUCAUCUGGCCAAAGGAGGUGGCUUCUCUGGUGGCAGAAGGAAUCGCUAUUCGUUUCCCUCUUACCAGGGCAGCCCCUCACGAACACUCACCCAGUGGUGUUCCUCGGCUGCCACUUCUAUUAAGGAGCCGCCUUCCUAUGAAUCUUUAUACACCGACGGUCAAGCCAAAAGUGGGGCAGCUCCUCCUUUAACAACUUCAUCCCUGCUAGUCAGGGCCAGCGCGGAAGUGGCCCGCGAACCAUGUGAUAGAUCGCAACGAUCGCCAAAGAAAGCAGCAGCAGCAGUGGAGGAGGAACGGGAUCGAGACGGGGGUCAGGAUCAAGUUCAGGCUGAGGUCGGUUCCAAGGCUGCUAAACUAACGGCUAAUGUUCCCGCUGGAUUGGGUAUAAAGCGCUCCUUUACGGAUGACUACAUAUCGCAGAAUUGCGCUUCAUUCACGCCAGCAACAGCAACAACUGCAGCAGCAACUGCAGUGGAAAUUGCAACAAAGCAAAGCAGCAACACUGAGAAAGCAACAACAGAAGCAGAAACAGAAACAGCAACACAAAGCAAAGCAACGAAUGCGGGAUCACAACAAAGCGAAGAAAAUUGCAUUAUCAAUGAACAGAGCGAUGAUGAGGCAGCAACAACAGCAGCAACACCAACACCAAGACCAGCAACAGCAGCAGCACCAGAAGAGAGCAGCAGAGGAAACGAGGAAACCAGCUCAGUGGCAGUGCAGGUCACUCAACCUGUUUCCUGUGCCCAGAGAGAGCAAAGAGCGGCAGUGAGAGCGAUAGCCACGCCAGCAACACUGGGCUGGGAGAGCAAUUUCAGCAGCAACACCAGCCGCAAUGCCAGCAACAUCGGCGCCGAGCACGCAGCAGCGAUCAGUUUCUCGGCAACAUUCGACGCGGCAGCAAGCAACCACUAUCCGAGCAGCGGAAACUACGGCGGAUAUCGCUCAGUGUACGACAGCAAGAGUGUGCUGCGGCCCAACAAAUGUUUGGCAGAACUCGAGCGUCUGUAUGCCGAAUUUCGCGCGAGUGAAAGCAGAUUCGAGCGGGGACUGAGCCAGUUGGAUAUUGAAAACGCCAACGAGAUGCGUCUGAAUGUGCCAGCCACUGCCGCAGAUGCAGCAACAGCAGCUACUGUAUCAAGCAGCAGCAGUAGUGUGUUUCUCAAUAGCGACGAGGCCAAGAGCAUCAGCAACAUUGCAGUGUUGCCUGCAGCAAAAGAAACUGCUGCUGCAGCAACGGCAACAACUAGCAAGUCCUGCCAGCGACAGCCGAGUUUAACGAUCCAAGUGAACAACAAUAACAACAACAACAACGGCAACACUACUAACGGUACUAAUAACGGCAAUCGCGUCUCAGUGGCCUCCUCGCCCACAAGCAUUGUGAACAACAACAAUGGCGUGUGCGUUGUCAACUGCAGCUACACCCCCAGCAGCAGCAGCAGCAACACGAGCAACAUUGCCAAUAAUAACAACAACAACAACAACAGCAGCGUGGUGGAAAUCAAUAAUAAAGUGUUCAGUGCAAGUGUACAAAAUAAGCUAAAUAAUAAUAAUAAUAAUAAUAAAAGCAGUGUGCAAGCCGAUAACAGUGUGAAUAUAAUCAAUGUGAAUGCCAGCAACAGCAGCAGCAGCAGCAAUAGCAAUCCGCGCACCUUCACCUCAACGGAAUGCCAAACGGAUGAUCUGACCACCAGUUCAGCCAGGGAUACGCAGCAGCAACAGGAGCAUCAGCAGCAGCAGCAGCAACAGGAGCAGCUCCAGCAGCAGCAGCAGAUCCGGACACGCGAGCAGCGGCGCAGGGAGCGAAGGGAACGCAGGCAGCAACAGCAGCAGCAGCAACAAUUUCCCCCACAUCAUCCGCGACGUCAUCAUGGUGCAGCACCACCCCCGCCUCCCCCAGCCCAAUUGCAUCCGCCCCCACACCUGCAUCAUCCCCAUCCUCAUCCGCUUCCUCAUCCACAUCCUCUGCCCCACCCGCAUCCCGCUGCCAUAGGCUUGGCCAGGGCUCUGUUGCCGGACAUCCUGCAUCCCCAUUACCCGCCGCCCUACAGCGCCCUGCCCGUUCCUGCGGCAACGGUACCGCCCCCGCCACCACCCGCAGCCGUGGUUGCUGCAACGACAGCAGCGCAGCAGCAACAUGCAGCUGCGCCGCCGCAGCCGCCAGCUCUGACGUCCGUGAUUUCGACGGUGCCACUGCCGGGUCCGCUGCCGGCUCCGCUCAUGAACGAUGGACGCUUUACUCUGCCGCUGCCCAUCAUGCGCAGAUCCCCCUCGGAGAGGUCCGGCAAAGGCUGUUGCGGCCAGUGGUUCGCUGGACCGCCGCUACGCGCCCUCAUUGCCGUCGUUGCCCUGGGGGGCGUGGCCUGCGCCCUUGGCGGAGCGGCCUUGGGCGCCACGGGACUGGCCGGACCGCCCAACUCCCACCUAACGGCCGCCCUGCUAAUGAUUGGAGUCGGCGUUGUGCUGGUGACGGUAAGCGGCGCCGCCUGGCGGAUGACGGCGCCGGGCGGCCAAAGCUGUCUGGGCAUUGGAUUGGGCACCAGCGUGGACCUGGGGCGUUGUGGCCGUAGGCCCUGUAGCCGCGGAGGAGGAGCACCCCACGGGCUGCUCUAUCCGGAGUUUCAGCACCGACCGCCGCCGCCCUCGUAUCAGGCCAGCAUGCAGGAGUACCGGUUGAGACUUUUGCUGUUGGACCGCGAUCGCCAGAAUGGCGUGGUGCGUGGAAAUUCGCCGCCGCCCACUUAUCGAUCUCAUGCGGGCAGCCUGCUGAGGGCUCCACUGACCACCCUGCGCUCGGGAAUAGGCGGAGGAGGAGGAGGAGGCAGCGGCGCUGGAGGCACCAUCAGCAGCAGCAUGGGCGGUUCAGAGUACAGCCUGCCGCCCAGCUACCGUUCCCGUAAUGCCACGCCCGCGAGUCUGGUGUGCGGCGAGCGGAAUAUAGAGACAGCACCAUCCGGACGACUGCUGGCCAAUGAGGAUGUGCAUAUGCCGGAGCCAUCGGUGGUGGAGCAAUUGCCAGACUACACGGCGCUGCAGUCGAAUACAUUGCUCACCUCGGCCAUUGUGGAGAUAGAGUCAUCCAACAGGGUGACGGAGAGGGAACGGGAAUCCCAGCCGGCGAAGAGCAAGAGCAAGGAUCUGGUGACCAUUGUGACCAUUUCACAGUCUCCUGGAGCGAGUCAUAGCCACAGCCAAACGCAGACUCCAAACGUAGCUGGCCAGGCCAGCGGACUCGAUCAGAUCGAUAUAUUGGCGCAUCUGUAGCGAUCCGUAGCAUCGUUCAGACACUCGUUAACCCAAAGGUAUUUAUUUGUACGGAACUCAAGCUGCGGCAGCGGCUCCUAAUGAAUGUAAUGUAACCCCUACAUAUAUACUUGUAACCUAAGCUGUAAGAUGUUUGUUGUACUUGAAUGUGUUGAAUUUAUUUUUGUAAGCAUUAAGCAGAUGCGCAGCGUAGUUAUUACGAAUUCUAGAUACAUGCAAUUAUACCUACGCCUCUCUCUACCCAUUGAAGUAUUAAAGUACCCAAAAAAAAAACAAAAAUGUUAAAAAAACAAGAAGACGAAAACGAAAGGAAGACCUAUCGAAUUGUAAAUACAAAAUUUCGAAUACGAAUGCAUUUCUAGCAACUAAACUGAUAAACCCAGAACGAGAGAAGAACUAAGUAUAUAGUGUAUGUAGAGAUGCGUAUCCGCGGGAUACGCAUUCUUCGCAACGGAACGCUACGGUGACAAAUUUGGCGCGCAAUUUCGGAAACCACGAAUAUCCAACUGAAUACUGAACUUCGAUGUCGAUUUCGAUUUCUGAAUGCGUUUCGCACAAACAAAAUAGGUAGACCUACCCCUAAUGAUAUGUAAGUUACGACUAAUUGUGCUCGUGAGUCCUGCACACUCACUCACACACUCACUCACUCACUCACUCACACACUCACACAAGCGAGAACUAACUUAAAAGUCCUUUCCUGUAAUGUGCAAGGCGACGUAAACUAAACAUGAGAAUAAAAAAGCCCAACAAAUCGUUGAAAAAUGCCACAAAAA
Drosophila kikkawai is the source of this 5068-nucleotide messenger RNA. RefSeq lists its product as uncharacterized. The record is from RefSeq and is a predicted model, not a curated record. NCBI's taxonomy places the organism in Eukaryota, Metazoa, Arthropoda, Insecta, Diptera, Drosophilidae.